Messenger RNA from Cladophialophora psammophila CBS 110553, 2337 nucleotides. RefSeq names its product acetyltransferase. The transcript has a single exon. Gene Ontology annotation, cellular component: mitochondrial membrane. Bases 1 to 2337 code for a protein of 778 amino acids. The record is from RefSeq and is a predicted model, not a curated record. NCBI's taxonomy places the organism in Eukaryota, Fungi, Ascomycota, Eurotiomycetes, Chaetothyriales, Herpotrichiellaceae.
AUGCCCGAGCUCGUCCGGGCUGAGGGCAAGCCCGCCUCGCGAGAUGACUCUACCGAUCGCAGUAUCGUCACGCGCAUGAAGCGUUUCCGCACCAACCCUUUCUCCUUCGCGCAUGAAAUCUCACUUUUCAUCCGAGGCAUUGGAUGGCGGGCCUACGACAAUCCCAUCGGACAGCCAGUUUUCUACCCGGGUUACACAUCUAAUGUCAAAACUGCGGUGAUGGCUUCUCCGCUUUUGCGGCGAAAGAUCGUCGAGUUGACCGAGGAACGUUUGAAAGUUGAAGAGAAGGAAUAUCUUUUGGACACCACCAGCCCGACAUAUCUGCCAGAGAGGGAAAAACGAAGACAUGAAAUCACAUCGCAACUGGUUGAGAUCACGGCCGACAUGCUGGAUAAAAUGGUUUGCAAAAUGGAAAGCAAGAUCUACAUUCGAGCAGCUUUUUAUGGAGUCACGCAGCUGCUCACCAGAGCCUACAGCGCAAUCCACGUCUCGGAAGCGGAGGUCAGAAGGCUCCGAGAAGUCGCAACGUUGGCGGCCGAAAAGAAGCAAUCCAUCAUAUUUCUACCCCGACAUACGAGCCAUCUUGACUAUGUCACUCUUCACCUAGUGUGCUAUCGCCUUGGCCUGACUCUACCUGUUGUUGUGGCAGGCGACAACCUAAACUUUCCGCUCGUUGGUAGUUUUCUGCAAAGCAAUGGGGCAAUGUGGAUCAGGCGAAGUUUCGGAAAUGACCAGCUGUAUACGACGCUCGUACAGGCCUAUCUGGAUACUCUGCUCCAACAGGGUCUCAAUCUGGAGUGUUUCAUCGAAGGCGGAAGAAGUCGCACGGGAAAGCUAUUAGGACCUCGCUUCGGCUUCCUCAGGUUCCUUCUCGACUCCGUACUUUCGGGUCGCACGGAAGACGCUUAUGUUUGCCCGGUGUCCUUGCAAUACGACAAAGUGAUAGAGGUUGACUCAUACGUCAAUGAACUCUUGGGAAACCCCAAACAGAAGGAAAAUCUUGCUGACUUCAUCUCGGCGUCGUCUGUUCUGUCACUGAACCUUGGUCGAAUCGACUGCAGAUUUCACGAACCUUGGAGCUUGAAAGAGUUCAUCAAGGAACAGCAAGCACGUCAGGCUCCAACCACUCUCGCCGCAGGCCCCUCAAGUUCGGAUAGUAGAAUUCGGCUGCUGCGGACCCUUGGAUAUCGAGUCCUCUCUGACAUUAAUUCAGCUUCAGUGAUCAUGCCAACGGCACUCAUUGGGACUGUGCUCUUGACAAUACGGGGCCGUGGGGUGGGUAAGUCUGAACUAAUUCGCCGAGUUGAUUGGCUCUGCAGACGUAUAAGGGCAAAUGGGGGCAAAGUGGCAGAUUUUAGAGGGAUGCCCACCUCAUAUGUUGUCGAGCGAGCCCUGGAGGUCCUUGGGCCGAAGCUCGUCGGAACGGUCGAUGGUCUUGCAGAGGAAACCUAUUAUGCUGUUGACCGCUUUCAACUAUCAUUCUACAGGAAUAUGACGAUUCAUCUUUUCAUCUCAGAAGCGCUGAUCGCGGCUGCCCUAUACACCAAGGUCAAACAGGGCGGAGGAAGCGCGAACCAACGCAUGACCGAAGUUGAGUUGAUCGAUAAAGUUACAUUCUUGUCCCAGCUGUUCAGAGGUGAAUUCAUCUUCCCGGCUGGCCAAGGCUUGCGACAUAACUUGGAACAGGCAAUGCAAGGGUUGGUACGAGAUGAUGUCCUCAAAGUUACAGAAGACACUGAAAGAAUGGUCGGUAUAUCCGAUGCUGAGCGGAAAUCAGGCAGAGAGAAUUACGACUUGUAUUGUUUCCUUGUUUGGCCGUUUGUGGAUGCUGCCUGGUUGGGAGCCGUCUCCUUGUUGGUGUUGGUUCCUCCGGCAGGCACUUCCGCGGGCUGGGUCGAUAUGCAAAAGGCUCAGAAUAUGGCUCAGCUUGCUGGCCGCACCCUGUAUCACCAGGGAGACCUGUCUUACUUUGAAGCAGUCAACAAGGAAGCCCUCAAAAACGCCUACACGCGGUUCCAGGAAGAAGGGAUCAUUGACGUAGCGAAGGGUUCAGAGUCGAAGGCAAAGCCUACAGUGCGGCUUGCUCUCGAGUGGACGCCCGAAAGAGAUCCCACGACAGGCGAACUGAGGGCAUCUGGCCGCCUAUGGGAUUUUAUUGAGAAGAUCGCACAAUUCCGUCGGGAAGGGAAAAAUAGACGCGACGGAGCAGCUGUCUCCACACGCGUACUUUCACUGGCGGCGAGGCUCAACCAGCAAAUGUUUGCAAAUGACGCAAUGCCUGUACCGACUGGCGAUCAAAAGGCUGUUAAGGAGCGCAGGAGGCCUUCAAAAUUAUGA